Molecule: messenger RNA, 2932 nt
Organism: Oncorhynchus keta (chum salmon)
Lineage: Eukaryota; Metazoa; Chordata; Actinopteri; Salmoniformes; Salmonidae
Product: protein ARV1-like
Exons: 5
Coding region: 100-816 (238 amino acids)
Biological process (GO): intracellular sterol transport; sphingolipid metabolic process; regulation of plasma membrane sterol distribution
Cellular component (GO): Golgi apparatus; cortical endoplasmic reticulum
Source: RefSeq, a predicted model, not a curated record
UCAAACUGUAAACGACUACAACUCCCAACCUAUCACGCACAAAUCCAGGAAGUCAGGUUUUUCAAGCCUGUUUCUCCAUAGUUGCCAACCUAAAACAGAAUGGCAAAGCGGUUUAGAUGUGUUGAAUGCAAUAAGGACGCCCACGAGCUUCACAGAGAUUACAGUAAUGGGAUCUUGAAGAUAACCAUAUGUGGAUCCUGCCAAAAGCCUGUAGACAAGUACAUUGAAUAUGAUCCUGUCAUUAUUCUGAUUGAUGCCAUUUUAUGCAAAACUCAAGCAUUCAGACACAUUCUGUUCAACACUACAUUGAACAUUCACUGGAAGCUGUGUGUGUUUUGCCUGCUGUGUGAGGCCUACCUGAGGUGGUCACAACUUCAGGGAUCUGAGCAGAGCAAUGACCCUGCAGACAUCAUUAGAUACACCAAGGAAUGGGAUUUCUAUGGCAUGUUUGGGGUGGCAGCUCUUGAAUUGGGUGCGUUUUCUGUCGGAGUGCUGUCCUUCCUGUGGCUGGUUCAGUGGUUGCUUGGCUUUGACUUUGAACUGAGCUUACUGCUGAAAGCCCUCCUGCUGUCCAGCUAUGGCAAAGUCCUGCUCAUCCCUGCAGUCAUAUGGGAGCAUGACUACUCCCCGCUCUGCUUCAGCCUCAUCAAGCUGUUUGUGCUCACGUCCAACUCUCAAGCCAUAAGAGUCAUUCUAAACUGCAGCAGAAGGCUCUCCCUGAUGGCUGUGUGUGUGGGUCUGCUGUUAGAAACGUGCGUAGCCCAGGCGUUGCAGACGCUUCCAUGGAGCAUACAGGACAUCCUGCCGUUCCAGUGAUCUGUUUCAGGCCAGUCCUGAAGAACACACUGUUACAAUGGCACCUAUUACACCCUGGACCAGAGUGGUGAGGAGAGACUAUAUCCAGGAGUAUUUGGACAGUGACAGUUCUUUUUUUUUGGGGGGGGGGGCUCUAUUACAACACUUUGGAUUUGAAAUUAUACAAUGAUUGAUGUUAAAGGCCCAGUGCAGUGAAACAUUAUUUUUUUCCUGUUUUGUAUCAUAUUGUACAACAGCUGAUGAAACUGACACUGUAAUAAUGUAAACAAUUUUAUCAGUGUUAUUUCCUGAUUUUCUAGUUUUCUCUUCCCUACUCAGACCACUCCCAGAUUGUCCUAGCAGAAUUCCUGCUUGAGAAAUAUUUGUUUGCUAAAAAAACUAUUUUUGUUCAUUUUGAUGGAAAACUAAUACAGUAAGGUACCUAAUUGUUACCCAGAAAUGAUUUGAUAUUGUUAUAAAAAAAUAGUUGCAUUGGGCCUUUAAAGUUCAGACUGUCGGCUUUAAUUUGAGGCCAUUUUCAUAUCAGUUGAACCAUCAGAAAUUACAGAACUUUUUGUACAUUGUCUCCCCAUUUUAGGAAACCAAAAGUAAUUGGAGAAAUUCACUUAUGUGUAUUAAGGUAUUCAAAAGUUUAGUAAUUGUUCCCAUAUUCCUAGUAUGAUAUGACUAUAUCAAGCUUGUGACUCUACCAACUUGUUGGAUGCAUUUGCAGUUUGUUUUGGUUGUGUUUCAGAUUAUUUUGUGCCCAAUAGAAAUUAAUGGUAAAUAACGUAUUGUCAUUUUGGAGUCACUUUUAUUGUAAAUAAGAAUAGAAUAUGUUUCGGAAGAGUUCUACAUUAUUGUGGAUGCUACCAUGAUUAUAGAUCAUCUUCAUCGUAAUUAAUUGUAAAUAAUGAUGAAUGACAUUUACAGAAGAACCAAUAUCACACCCCCCCAAGACAACCUCUGACCAUUACAAUAACAGGGCAGGUUAGCAUUUUUUUGGGGGGGUAUGAUAUUUAUUCCUCUAACUUUCUCACUCAUCAUUAUUCACGAUUCAUUCAGGAUUAUCUGUAACCAUGGUAGCAUCCGCAUUAAUGUAGAAGUGUUUGGAAACAUAUUAUAUUCUUAUUUACAAUAAAAGAGACUCCAAAAUGAUACACAAUGCAUUAUUUGCCCUUCAUUUCUAUUGAAGCACAACCAAAACAAACUGCAAAUGCAUGUCACAAGCUUAAUGUAGUUAGUCAUUGAGUGCUAGGAAUAUUGUACCAAAUACUAAACUGCUGAUACACAUAUAAGUGAAUUUGUCCAAAUACAUUGGUUCCUUACAAGGGAGGGACUAUGUACAAAAAGUGCUGUAAUUUUGAAAUGGUUCACCCAAAACAUUUAUAAUAAUCAAAUAAAAAAGCUGAUAGUCUACAUUAACUGCAAUUUAACCUCAUAGUCAUUGUAUAAUUUCUAAUCCAAAGUGCUGGAGUACAGAGCCAAAACAACAAAACAUGUGUCACUGUCCAAACACUUCUAGGCAAAUACUGACACUAUGGACCUAACAACAACAACCUCUCUGUUGGGAUUGGAGUUACUGAGGCCACGGGACAUUCCUGAGGCUAUUUGUCAAAAUAUCUACCACUAUAGAAAGCGCAGUAGCACAUAGUGAAUGUAUUCUUAAUUCCAUGCAAUGCCAAAAACCACAAAACCACUGUGUAUAAACAAAACCUACUUUGAUAUGGAACAGGUGUGUGUGUGUGUUACAGAAAGAAUUUGCAUUGAUGGGCUUUACAGUAAUCACAUUUAUAAGUCUUAAAUUGUUUUGAAUUUAAGAUGUAAAAAAAAGAGCAAUACUCUCUUGGUGAUCAAGCCUGUAUGAUUAAGACUAGGAACCGUGGAAUGAUAAGCAUUUGACACACAUGCUCACAGAGGCUGGCUUUAUGUGCUAAGGCCCCUUGAGACCAUCUAAUCGGUUAUGUAGUGCAUAGCCAGAUAUCAGUCUGCAUAUUUCCUGACCAAAGCCAGCUGCUUUGUUGGUAUUUCUUAACUGUAUAAAGCACAUAAAUCUGUCCACUGGAAAUGCUGCUGUUGUAUGCAGACAGAGCCUAAAGUCAGUGUGAAUAAAAGUAUAUUUUUGAUAAUUCACUGA